GGCAGUAUCUCCACUUUGUGUUUAGUUGUUGAACAAUGGCUGGAAGUUGGUGUUUGGUUCAGAUUUUGGUGGUUUGUGCUCUCUGUCAUGCUGUUCCACAAUGGAGUAAAUCGCUUCAGGAUGUUCAGUCUCUGAUGACCCAGCAGUUUCAGCUUCAGAAGCCAGUUCAACAACCAACUAACCAGUGGCUUCCUCCACAAAAUAUGCUUCCGAAGCCAGUUCAACAACUGACUAAACCGCAGUAUCUGGUUCAGAAGCCAGUUCAGCAACCAGCUAACCAGCAGUUUCCGCUUCAGAAGCCAGUAGUGCAGGCAGAUCCCCUUGAUAAAUGUGCUGUAGCUGAUUCCGAGCAGAUCCAAUGUGGUCUACCUGGGAUCAGUGGUGCUGAGUGUGAAGCUAUUAACUGCUGCUUUAAAGCACAGCAGUGUUUCUAUGGGAGAGCGGUGACUGUCCAGUGUAUUAGAGAUGGUCAGUUUGUGGUAGUGGUGUCGAGAGAUGUUACUCUGCCUCGACUGAGUCUGGAUUCGGUUCAUCUACUGGGUGGAAACGACCAACCUUGCGCUCCUGUGGGGUCCACACCUUCCUUUGCUAUAUACCAGUUCCCUGUGACCGCAUGUGGCACGAGCGUGAUGGAGGACGGCGGAUAUGUGGUGUAUGAAAACAGAAUGACCUCAUCGUAUGAAGUGGGGAUUGGACCAUAUGGUUCCAUCACAAGGGACAGCCAUUUUGAGUUUCUCUUCCAGUGUAGAUACUCUGAAACUUCUGUGGAAGCUCUGGUUGUGGAAGUCAACUCUGUUCCUCCACCUCCACCAGUAGCUGCUCCUGGACCUCUCCGGGUGGAGCUCAGACUGGCCAAUGGCCAAUGUGUCACCAAAGGCUGUGCUGAAGGGGAUGAGGCCUACACGUCCUACUACAGUGACGCUGAUUAUCCCAUCACAAAAGUCCUGCGAGAGCCGGUGUAUGUUGAGGUGCACAUUAUGGAGAGGACUGACCCCAACAUUGUCCUGAUGCUGGGACGCUGUUGGACUACUUCAACCCCCAGUCCACUCAGUCUCCCCCAGUGGGACCUUCUGAUCAAUGGAUGCCCUUACCAGGAUGACCGUUAUCUGACCACACUGGUUCCAGUGACCGGAUCUUCUGGUCUUCAGUACCCAACCCACUACAAGCGCUUCGUUGUGAAGAUGUUCACCUUUGUAGAUCCAGCCUCACUGGCUGCUCUGCAGGAAACCAUCUUCAUCCACUGCAGUACAGAGGUGUGCCAUCCAUCAUCUGGCUCUUGUGAGCAAAGCUGCACCAGGAAACGAAGAGAUGCUCGUAUGAAGGCUGUCUCUGGGGAGCAGACUGUGGUUUCUAGUGGCGCAGUAACUCUGGUCGUGUAAAUCUAGACUUUAAUAAACUUUGUAGAACCCCGAG
This is a messenger RNA of Carassius auratus (goldfish), 1413 nucleotides long. RefSeq names its product zona pellucida sperm-binding protein 4-like. The record is from RefSeq and is a predicted model, not a curated record. Gene Ontology annotation, molecular function: acrosin binding; structural constituent of egg coat. The transcript is spliced from 8 exons. Lineage: Eukaryota; Metazoa; Chordata; Actinopteri; Cypriniformes; Cyprinidae. Gene Ontology annotation, biological process: prevention of polyspermy; binding of sperm to zona pellucida. The coding region runs from base 36 to 1379 and encodes 447 amino acids. Gene Ontology annotation, cellular component: egg coat.